This is a messenger RNA of Columba livia (rock pigeon), 5769 nucleotides long. RefSeq names its product Ras association domain family member 9 (gene RASSF9). Bases 730 to 2052 code for a protein of 440 amino acids. The transcript is spliced from 2 exons. The record is from RefSeq and is a predicted model, not a curated record. Gene Ontology annotation, biological process: intracellular transport; signal transduction. Gene Ontology annotation, cellular component: recycling endosome; trans-Golgi network transport vesicle membrane; cytosol. Lineage: Eukaryota; Metazoa; Chordata; Aves; Columbiformes; Columbidae.
AGCACCAAGUGAGAUUUUCAUGUUGCUGCCUCACUCUGCUAGGCCACGCUUAAGAGGUUUUCAGAGGUGCUUUUAGUCUGUGGAGGCUUUAAUGCAAAUAGCUCAUUUACUUACAAAUCGAGGGAGGGCAGAGGGGCUACAGCAAUCUGAUUUUUCCCUUCAUCUUCCCAUUACUUGUUCAACACCUUGUAAAGAGGUACUGCAAAGGCAGGUUAUUAUGCACUGAGAACUGGUGUGGCAACUGUUGCUUGCCCUUCAUUAAUGCUGGUGUUUAGUUGAACAACUUGACCUAAAGUAGCUGGAGCCUGCCGGGAAAAGUUUUCAGCCCUUUUGUUGUGUGUUUUUACAAAGUUCCCCACCAGAGCAAAACCCCUUUCUUUCCCAUUUGCUGGCUGAUGCCCUGAGGGUGACGAGACUGAAAGUUUAGCAAGUUUUGUGCAUAACUUCACAUCACAGGAGCAAGUGCGUAUUUCUCCCCUCCUUUCUUUUUCCUGCUCCUAAAACGCCUCCUUCAAGUUUGCAGCUGGGCAGGACUCCAAAGGUGCAGCAGCAGCAGCAGCAGCAACGAGCCGGAGUUCAAAGUUAGCAGUAAAUUGCACAACUUCCAGCUCAUCGCUACGCUCAGUGACUAUUAACAAGCUGGAAGGCGCUCAGGGAAAAAAUAGGGGAGAAGGGAACACCCUCGAAUUGUUUGGGGAUCGCUGAUGUUAUGCUUUUGCCUCUGGAAUCAUGGCUCCCUUUGGAAGGAAUUUAUUAAAAACCCGGCAUAAAAACAGAUCUCCCAACAAAGACAUGGCUUCAAAUGAAAGAGAGAUUGUGGUUUGGGUUUGCCAGGAAGAGAAGAUUGUAUGUGGCCUGACAAAGCGCACAACUUGCACAGAAGUGAUUCAAGCACUGCUUGAGGAGCAUCAGGCAACAUUUGGAGAGAAAAAGGUCCUUUUUGGAAAACCAAGUGAUUACUGCAUUGUAGAAAAAUGGAGAGGCUCAGAGCGAGUCCUUCCUCCCUUGACAAAGAUUCUGAGACUUUGGAAGGCCUGGGGGGAAGAGCAGUCUAAUUUGCACUUUGUGUUGGUGAAGUCAGAUGCUUUCCUCUCAUUUCCAUUGUGGAAGACUGCUGAAGCUAAGGUAGUACAAAAUAUAGAAAAACAGUGGGACCUCAGUCCAGCGAAUUACAUGAAGAUGUUGCCAAUAGACAAGCAAAAGAAAAUUGUCAGGAAGACUUUCCGGAAACUGGCCAAGCUUAAACAAGACAGUGUUCAGCAAGAGAGAGAUAAUAUGGAGACGCUUAUUCAUCUGAUCAUUUCUCAAGAUCAUACCAUUCAUCAACAAGUCCUUAGAAUGAAGGAACUAGAUAUGGAAAUUGAAAAAUGUGAAGCGAAAUUCCAUCUUGAUCGUGUAGCCAAUGAUGGAGAAAAUUAUGUGCAGGAGUCCUAUUUAAUGAUCAAUCCUAGUGAGGCUGAGCAGCAAGGGAUUAGGCCAGAUGAUCAAAAAGACAUGCAUGACUAUUUGAGUAAAAGUGAGGGAAUUUUACAGGUUGAAGAGAGACUGAAACAUCACAAACAAUUAAUAGAGAAGCUGUGUGCUGAAAUUGAAAGAGAGGUACAUGGUUUAUACACAGAAAAAAGUGGAGAUGAUGUUUGCACAGAAGGAGCUGCCAAUGCUGAACCGGAAAACUCAAAUUUGGAAAGUGUAAAAUAUGAGCUGGAAAAAAGUAUGAAAGAUGGUCUGAGAAUUAACUCAUACUUGAGCUGCGUUCAGAAAGAACUCACAUACAGGGACUCACUGCUUCAAAAGAAGGAAAAAGAAUAUGAACUUCUUACAGAAGAAUUUAAUUUACUACAUGUUAAAGACAGCAUUGAAGCUAGGCUUCCAUCAGACGAAGAGCCAUCCAAGGGCAGUGGCAUCUCCAGUAACAGCAUUGCUGCUCCUGACUUUGUUCAUAGAGUGACUAAUCUGGACAUAAACGAUACAGACUCUGACACUGGAAUUAGCUCUACACACAGUCAGGACUCUGAAAUAACUUCAGGAGACAUGGUACUGUUGUCAACAUAGUUGAAAACAGUCACACAUUCAUGAAAAAUCAUAUUUUGGAGAAUAUUUAUAAGAAUUAAUAAACCUUGUUGUCUUGAGAUUUCAGCUCUUCAAGAUGUUAAAACUGUGGCACCUCUGUAGCAAAGUAAACAGUGUCUAUUUAUGCGCUUAAUAGUAUAUUUGUGCUUAAAUGCAUGGGCAGUCUCAUGAGUUAACUAAUAGGUGCAAGCUGUUUGCUUUGCUAAAUCAGGAUAGACUAUUCAGACCCUGUAUGAUUGAUACUCCGUGAAACAUGAGGAUUUGGACUGACUUGCACUAAAAGUCUGGAGAUUUGAUAUCCCCUAAUCUUUGGGUCCACUUCUGCAUCUCUGACUUUUUAGGAAUGGGAAUUAGAGAUUAGACCAAACUAAACAGAGAGCUUGAUUUUCUGCUCUGUUACAUUAACUUUAUUCAGAUGGAGUUUCCCUGCUAUGAAGCUGAUGUAAAGGAAUAUGUAAUCGAGCAUGUAAUCGAGCAUGUAAUCUGUUAAAAAUAGUUUUUAUUAUAUUGUAGGACAAAAAAAAUGCAAUUGCAUUUAUGCUUUAUAUUUAAAUAUAGUUUUAAGUUAUCAGGAUUAUAUUUUCAAAACCAUCUAAGUCCUGUUUUAAAAAUUAUCUUACACACGUAGGUUUUUAAUUCCCAUUCUUUUUCAGCAGCAUUUAAUUGCUUCUAAGAUCCUUAAGGCCCCUACUUAUCUGUCGUUACCCUGUAGUUGCCCCAGUGAUGCUUAAGUCCAUGUAGUUUCUGCCAGUGGGCAUGUCAGAACUGCCUACAUCCUGCUUGUGCCAGGCACUCAAAUCCCAAGCUCACACCCAACCCCAGGGGCACUUUCAGCAAGGCUUUCUCCUGCCUAUUUCAGCAGUUGGAUCCAAUGUCUUAGACCUUCUCAAAUCAUGACUACCAAAUAAAGCAUAACAGAAGGGACAGGCAGGAACUGGACAUUUUUGGCUCUGGCUGGGCACUAUUUCCCAAUAGCCAGGUAGUUACCAUUUUCAUGUAGCAGGUAGGCUGUCAAAUUGCAUCUCACUCUGUUGUGGAACAGGGAUAUGGACCUGUAAAUCCUCGAUGGGGACUUUGGGAUACAGCUAAAGCUGAUCCACUUUUUAUAUGUAGCUAAUUAAAUAUUGGACCCCAGGAAAAAAAGGGUGCAUAACACAAGAAUUUACAACUAUGUGAUUAAGUCAAGUGAUUUCGCUUAGGAUGUAGUAGUUUAUCUCAAAUCCUUCUCCAGCACAUUGCUAUUAAUCCAGAGCGAAGGUAUAUAACUAAGGUUUCUCUUCAGUUACCAAACAAGAUUUCUAAUUCUGAGCUAGAGACUCUGCGAACAGAGUACCUGAGUAUUUUCUGGGUUGCAGAUAUAUUUUAUUUUGCAGAUCGACCUGUUUUAACACUCAUGAUUAAGGGACUUGAAUGGAGACAUAGUUACAGUGUUUCUAAAAGAAGUUUAGCUCUAGUAAAAUUCAAGCAUAUCCUGGAAUUAAAAGCCUACAAAGUAAAUGAAUGGACAGAACCUAGAAAGUAUAAAUGUAAAAUACUUUCAGAUUCACUGCUUUCUCUUUCUGUAUUUUUCUUCUCUUAAAUGUCUGUCAACUAUCUGUUUUCUAAAAUGACCAAAGUGCUAGAAUUCCUGAUUAACACAUAUUUGAUAUAGGAAAAAAAACAAAAAAAAAAAGAAAAAGGUAAAAAGAAAAGCCUUUUCUAAAAUUUUGUCUUUUUUAAAAGUUUUUUUUUAAGUGUUUUUGAUCCGUGAUAUUAUAAAUAGGGUGGUGUUUUUUUUGUUUUGUUUUUGUUUUUCUGGGAAAGUGUGCUAGUUGCCUUAAUAUAUUUUGUGUUGUGUUGUUUUUUGUCAUAUGAUGUUAUUUGAAUACUUCAAUAGUAGUGUGUCAUCUUUAGACUCAGCUCCUGAUGGAAACACAAGUAUGUAUCAAAUGUGUGAUCUUUGUAAUAAUUUAUUAACGCAACUCAGCAUCAUUUGAACUCUGUGGCAUCACUCUGACAAGUAGUACGCACAGAGCUCUUAAUGUUGAGAGUAGGCUGAUGUAGUCUAUGAGUUCUUGUGAAUUUAGCUAGCAGUUUUUUCUAAUAAGCAAUUUUUUAAUAUAAAUACUUAAGGGAUAAAGAAUUCAAACAGAAUAAUAUUCACACCUGUGCAGGCAAGUGUUAUACAAGAUCAGUGGGGGAAAGAAUUUCCACUCAUAUUCUAUGAGAUUUAUUUCAACCAUAGAAACUUUUACUGGUUAUCAGAGCUGAUGUUUAUCCACACUACAUGCUUGAUUGUACAUCCCUUGCAACAUGUAGAUCUUAAGAGUAUUACUGUAUUUUAAGAGGAAAUUAGGAAAAGUAGGUUGGGAGAGAGUAUUUCUUAAAAAAUAAAAUAAUAUUAAAAAAUCCUGUGUUUUGAAUCUUAUAUUUGAAGCUUAUAGUUUGAGAUCACAAACCUACUUGUUUCUUUCAGAAUUUAGAUAAAGGUACAAGAUGCUUAAAGACUCUCUGCACUCUUUGCUGUUUAUCUACCUCUACACUUUUCAUAUGCUUGUUAUGUCUGUUUUUACAAUGCUAUAACUAUACUUUAUGAACCUUACUUGACCAUUCUUCUUUUUUUCUCAACUAUGUAUGAUUUGUUUUUUAAUUCCCAUAAGGAAAUGCAGAAUAAAACAUUUUGACUCAUUUCAUGUCAUUCUCUUAAGCCGGUUCCCUGUCCACCUUCACUUUUUUGUUUUAUUUUGUAAAAUUUUCCAUGGACUAUGUUAUACUUACCAACAAAGAGGAAGAUGAAAGAAGUCCUACAUAAGAUGAGAGAAAAAUUCUCCUCAGGGAGUGCAAAUGUGAAAUGUCAAGGUGAAAUGAAAGGAAAUCCAGUCCAUUGCACUCAUCUGCACAAGGGUUUUUUGGUAGGAAGACAGUAGUUCCUUCAAAGUAAGAGGAAUAUAAUGGUGAGUAGGAGCCAGACUCAGCUUGUAUCAUGACUGUUUUGGGGUGGGAUAUUUUAGUCCUCGGUAUGAAUCUAGGCAGAUAUCUUCAGUGACUGUCAUCCAGGCUAACAGUUCUGAAAUGAAUGGACUUGCCUAAGCCAAAGUCUUUGGAUCCUGCAUACUUAAAUAACUUCACAUAUAUAUUUAUAACCAAUAUAACUCAAAGUUUCCAGGGAAUACAGUGUCUACCCCAGUCUCAUGUUUCUGCCCGACUUUAUUAUGUACUUUUACAAAUUUGAUGAAAGCAGAUGAGUCAAUUUAAUUAGCUAUUUCAGUUCCUUGAUGAUUCUUUCAAAUAUAAAACAAUUAUCAUUUUAUUAUGUAUAAAUUUACAGUAUUUACCAUCCAUUUAUGUUCUUAAAAAUUACUAUGUAAUUACAGAAUUAUUGCUUUUUUUUCCCCUACAAAACCGAGCAGUCCCAAGAACUUUUAUCCCUUCAAAAUUAUAGAUUAUAUAUUUGUCUUUGGAUUGUGCAUUUAGGGAUUGCUUUACUGGCUGUCUUGUGCUUCAUACAUAUAUACAUAUUGCUAACACAGAAUAUUCAAUUAUAUGAUGCUGACAGAUUGAUAUUCAUAGAGAGCUUCAACUUACAGCUUUCGUCUGCUAAAAUUAAUAGGCUUUACAUUUUCCUACAUGCCCAGAAUCAUAAUUUGUUAGUUUCUGCAUAUUUCCAACUGUGUAAAGACAUAAAUAGAUGUAAUUAAACAAAUAAUUAUUACAAAGUCA